This is a messenger RNA of Manis javanica (Malayan pangolin), 7574 nucleotides long. It is a transcript of the gene PTEN, whose product is annotated as phosphatase and tensin homolog. Gene Ontology annotation, biological process: phosphatidylinositol 3-kinase/protein kinase B signal transduction; regulation of phosphatidylinositol 3-kinase/protein kinase B signal transduction; negative regulation of cell population proliferation. NCBI's taxonomy places the organism in Eukaryota, Metazoa, Chordata, Mammalia, Pholidota, Manidae. Gene Ontology annotation, molecular function: inositol-1,3,4,5-tetrakisphosphate 3-phosphatase activity; phosphatidylinositol-3,4,5-trisphosphate 3-phosphatase activity; protein tyrosine phosphatase activity. Gene Ontology annotation, cellular component: cytosol; nucleus; cell projection. The record is from RefSeq and is a predicted model, not a curated record.
AGCCGCGGGGGCAGCGCCCUCGGGGAGCCGGCCUGCCGGCGGCGGCGGCACCAGCGGCAUUUCUCGCCUCCUCUUCGUCUCCUUUUCUAACCGUGCAGCCUCUUCCUCGGCUUCUCCUGAAAGGGAAGGUGGAAGCCGUGGGCUCGGGAGGGAGCCGACUGAGGCGCGGCGGCGGCACCUCCCGCUCCUGGAGCGGGGGGGAGAAGCGGCGGCGGCGGCGGCGGCCGCAGCGGCUGCAGCUCCGGGGAGGCGGUCGGAGUCGCCUGUCACCAUUUCCAGGGCUGGGAACGCCGGAGAGUUGGUCUCUCCCCUUCUACUGCCUCCAACACGGCGGCGGCGGCGGCGGCACGUCCAGGGACCCGGGCCGGUUUUAAACCUUCCCUCCGCCGCCGCCGCACCCCCGCUGGCCCGGGCUCCGGAGGCCGCCGGAGGAGACAGUCGUUCCGAGGAUUAUUCGUCUUCUCCUCAUUCCGUUGCCGCCGCUGCCAGGCCUCUGACUACUGAGGAGAAGCAGGCCCAGUCGCUUCAACCAUCCAGCAGCCGCCGCAGCAGCCAUUACCCGGCUGCGGUCCAGAGCCAAGCGGCGGCAGAGCGAGGGGCAUCAGCUACCGCCAAGUCCAGAGCCAUUUCCAUCCUGCAAAAGAAGCCCCGCCACCAGCAGCUUCUGCCAUCUCUCUCCUCGUUUUUCUUCAGCCACAGGCUCCCAGACAUGACAGCCAUCAUCAAAGAGAUCGUUAGCAGAAACAAAAGGAGAUAUCAAGAGGAUGGAUUCGACUUAGACUUGACCUAUAUUUAUCCAAACAUUAUUGCUAUGGGGUUUCCUGCAGAAAGACUUGAAGGCGUAUACAGGAACAAUAUUGAUGAUGUAGUAAGGUGUGCUGAAAGACAUUAUGAUACCGCCAAAUUUAACUGCAGAGUUGCACAGUACCCUUUUGAAGACCAUAAUCCACCACAGCUAGAACUUAUCAAACCCUUUUGUGAAGAUCUUGACCAAUGGCUAAGUGAAGAUGACAAUCAUGUUGCAGCAAUUCACUGUAAAGCUGGAAAGGGACGAACUGGUGUAAUGAUUUGUGCGUAUUUGUUACAUCGGGGCAAAUUUUUAAAGGCACAAGAGGCCCUAGAUUUCUAUGGAGAAGUAAGGACCAGAGACAAAAAGGGAGUAACUAUUCCCAGUCAGAGGCGCUAUGUGUAUUAUUAUAGCUACCUGUUAAAGAAUCAUCUGGAUUAUAGACCAGUGGCACUGUUGUUUCACAAGAUGAUGUUUGAAACUAUUCCAAUGUUCAGUGGUGGAACUUGCAAUCCCCAGUUUGUGGUCUGCCAGCUAAAGGUGAAGAUAUAUUCCUCGAAUUCAGGACCCACACGACGAGAAGACAAGUUCAUGUACUUUGAGUUCCCUCAGCCAUUGCCUGUGUGUGGUGACAUCAAAGUAGAGUUCUUCCACAAACAGAACAAGAUGCUAAAAAAGGACAAAAUGUUUCACUUUUGGGUAAAUACAUUCUUUAUACCAGGACCAGAGGAAACCUCAGAAAAAGUAGAAAAUGGAAGUCUAUGUGAUCAAGAAAUUGAUAGUAUUUGCAGUAUAGAGCGUGCAGAUAAUGACAAGGAAUAUCUAGUACUCACUUUAACAAAAAAUGAUCUCGACAAAGCAAAUAAAGACAAAGCCAACCGAUACUUUUCUCCAAAUUUUAAGGUGAAGCUGUACUUCACAAAAACAGUGGAAGAGCCAUCAAAUCCAGAGGCUAGCAGUUCAACUUCUGUAACACCAGAUGUUAGUGACAAUGAACCUGAUCAUUAUAGAUACUCUGACACCACUGACUCUGAUCCAGAGAAUGAACCUUUUGAUGAAGAUCAGCAUACACAAAUUACGAAAGUCUGAAUUUUUUUUUUAUCAAGAGGGAUUAAAACACCAUGAAAACAAACUUGAAUAAACUGAAAUUGGACCUUUUUUUUAAUGGCAAAGGGACAUUGUGUCAGAUUACCAGUUAUAGGAACAAUUCUCUUUUCCUGACCAAUCUUGUUUUACCCUAUACAUCCACAGGGUUUUGACACUUGUUGUCCAGUUGAAAAAAGGUUGUGUAGCUGUGUCAUGUAUAUACCUUUUUGUGUCAAAAGGACAUUUAAAAUUCAACUACGAUAAAUAAAGAUGGCACUUUCCCAUUUUAUUCCAGUUUUAUAAAAAGUGGAGACAGACUGAUGUGUAUACGUAGGAAUUUCUCAUUUUGUGUCGUCACCAACUGAAGUGGCUGAAGAGCUUUGUGAUGUACAGGUUCACAUCCUACCCCUUUGCACUCGUGGCAACAGAUAAGUCUGCAGUUGGCUGAGAGGAGAUCCUAGAGGGUUUUGCUACAUUCUAAUGCAUGUGUUCGGGUUAGGGGAAUGGAGGGAAUGCUCAGAAAGGCAUGUAUUGUAUGCUGGACUCCGGACCAUAUACCAUCUCCAGCUAUUUACACGCACCUUUCUUUAGCAUGCUACAGUUAUUAAUCUGGACAUUUGAGGAAUUGGCCGCUGUCACUGCUUGUUGUUUGUGCAUUUUAUUUUUUUAAAGCAUAUUGGUGCUAGAAAAGGCAGCUAGAGGGAGUGAAUCUGUAUUGGGGUACAGGAAUGAACCUUCCACAGUGUCUUCAAAGUCCACGAAUGAAGGGAUAUAAAAAUAAUGUGGUUGUAGAUAAGAAACACAGCAACAAUGACUUAACCAUAUAAAUGUGGAGGCUAUCAACAAAGAAUGGGCUUGAAACAUAAAAAUUGACAAUGAUUUAUUAAAUAUGUUUUCUCAGUUGUAAUGACCGCUCCAUCUCCUGUGUAAUCAAGGCCAGUGCUAAAAGUCAGAUGCUAUUAGUAGCUACAUCAGUCAACAACUUAAACUUACUUUAUUAGUUUUUCAAUCAUAUACCUGCUGUGGAUGCUUCAUGUGCUGCCUGCAAACUUCUUUUUUCUCAUUAAAUAUAAAAUAUAUUGUAAUGCUGCACAGGAAAUUUCAAUUUGAGAUUCUACAGUAAGCGUUUUUUUUUUUCUUUAAAGAUUUAUGAUGCACUUACUCAAUCCAAUAGCUGUCAGCCGUUCCACCAUUUUGACCUUACACAUUCUAUUACAAUGAGUUUUGCAGUUUUGCACAUUUUUUAAAUGUCAUUAACUGUUAGGGGAUUUUACUUGAAUACUGAAUACAUAUAAUGUUUAUAUUUAAAGGACAUUAUUUGUGUUAAAAAGGAAAUUUAGAAUUGCAGUAAAAUUUCAACACUGCACAAAUAAAAAGGCAUUUACUUUUUCAGUAGAAAUUGUCCCACAUAAUGCUUGUCUCAAUUUGCUAUUGAAAGGAUAGACUUUUUUUUGAUGUGCAGUGUUGAAUCAUUUUUUCGUAGUGUAGAGUUAGGACUAGGACUUCAAUUUCACUUCUUAAAUGUCAUAGAUUUUAUAUGCCCAGACUGCAUAUGAUUUUAAGCAAAGUACAACUACUAUUAUAAAGCUAAUGUGAAGAUACUAUUAAAAAGAAUUUUUCCCCAUAAAUUUGGUGUCUUUCAAAUUACACCUUGACCUUGAAACAUUUAAAUAUUUAGCCAAUUUAUUUCUUAAUCGUGUAAAAUCUCGCCUUCAAUAACUUAUUGGUGCUGAAAUUGUUCACUAGCUGUGGUGACCUAGUUAAUUUACAGAUUCAGAUUGCAUAGGACCUACUAGAGCAGCAUUUAGAGUUUGAUGGUAAAUAGAUUAGGCAGAACUUCAUCUAAGAUAUUCUUCAUUAAAUGUUGACAUAUUUUCCAUACUCGUCAGUUUCAUUCAAGUAAAUUUUUAGAUUUUUAACAAAGCUCUUAGGAUUUACACAUUUAUAUUUAAACCUUGAUAUAUAGAAAAUUGAUUGAAUGUUCAUUAAGUUAAAUUGGUAAGUUAGGGGCAACUAUUCCUAAGAUUUCAUUGAAAUUUAUAUGCCACCUGUCUUUCAUAAACGCUGAAAAUUGUUGACUAAGAUGAAAAUCAACUAUUCAUGUUUUGAAGGUAGUUAUUAAUACUAUUAUUUGUUACAGUUUUGGGCACAGUAUAUUAAAACAUAACUUGUAUUGUUCCAAUGUGUAACGUGGAGGGCCAGGUCAUAAAUAAUGACAUUAUAAUGGGCUUUUGCACUGUUAUUAUUUUUCCUUUGGAAUGUGAAGGUCUGAAUGAGGGUUUUGAUUUUGAAUGUUUCAAUGUUUUUGAGAAGCCUUGCUUACAUUUUAUGGUGUAGUCAUUGGAAAUGGAAAAAUGGCAUUAUAUAUAUAUUAUAUAUAUAAAUAUAUAUUAUACAUAACUACUCUCCUUUAUUUCAGUUACCAUCCCCAUAGAAUUUGACAAGAAUUGCUAUGACUGAAAGGUUUUCGAGUCCUAAUUAAAACUUUAUUUAUGACAGUAUUCAUAAUUAGCCUGAAAUACAUUCUGUAGGUAAUCUCUUUGAGUUUCUGGAAUGUUUUCUUACUUAGACUUUUUGGAUGUGCAGCCGCUUACAUGUCUGAAGUUACUUGAAAGCAUCACUUUUAAGAAAGCUUACUAUUGGGCCCUGUACCAUCCCAAGUCCUCUGUAGCUCCUCUUGAACAUUUUUUGCCAUAAUUAUUAAAGGGUAGUUGAAUAAAUAGCAUCACCAUUCUUUGCUGUGGCACAGGUUAUAAACUUAAGUGGAGUUUACCGGCAGCAUCAAAUGUUUCAGCUUUAAAAAAUAAAAGUAGGGUACAAGUUACAUGUUUAGUUCUAGAAAAUUUGUGCAAUAUGUUCAUAACGAUGGCUGUGGUUGCCACAAAGUGCCUCGUUUACCUUUAAAUACUGUUAAUGUGUCAUGCAUGCAGAUGGAAGGGGUGGAACUGUGCACUAAAGUGGGGGCUUUUAACUACAGUGUUUGGCAGAGUUACCUUCUACCCUGCCAGUUCAAAAGUUCAAUCUGUUUUCAUAUAGAAUAUAUAUACUAAAAAAUUUCAGUCUGUUAAACAGCCUUACUCUGAUUCAGCCUCUUCAGAUACUCUUGUGCUGUGCAGCAGUGGCUCUGUGUAAAUGCUAUGCACUGAGGAUACACAAAACAAAAUAUGAUGUGUACAGGAUAAUGCCUCAUACCAAUCAGAUGUCCGUUUGUUAUUGUGUUUGUUAACAACCCUUUCUCUCUUAGUGUUAUAAACUCCACUUAAAACUGAUUAAAGUCUCAUUCUUGUCAUUGUGUGGGUGUUUUAUUAAAUGAGUAUCAUUUCAAGUACUUAAAUUCUUUGAAAGUUUAAAUAGUGAACAGCCACAUGUGAUUAGGUAUUCUGUAAGGUUUUUUUGUUUUUCCUGCUGUCCUUCAAAGCCUUUGGUUAUAAAAGCAUUGGGCCUUUGCCAACUUGGGAGUAAGAGUAUCAAUCUACUCAUGUUCAAGAGAGGCACUUAAUAUAUUUGGGGCCUUAGUCAACACUUCAGUUGUUUUCAAGCAUUAAAUAACAUAGUCCUGAAAAAAAUUCAAGAUUCUUGAAAAUUUGAGUAUUUUUUUCCAACUAAGAUGUCUGAAGAAUGGAUUUGAUACUUCAAAUUUCAAUUUUGUUGCUUUUUCAUUCUUCAUGAUUCUGUAGCCUGCCACUGACAUAUGGGAAGCUUCAUCUACUCAUUGUGACUUGUGCCAUUUAAAAUUUGAUUUUCCAGAAUAGUUUAAAGGACAUUGUGUACUUGAGUUUAAUCUUACUGUUUCUAAUAUUUUUAAGAGUUUAAAGACUAAAAGCUUAUCCUUUCAACAAAACAUAGUAAAGUAAUAAGUGGAAGUGUAGCUUGUACAAAUGUUUUAAAAAUAAUGCAGAACAUUUAUGUGACAGUGGAAUUUAAUAUUUCAAGUUUAUUCUUUUCAUGUGACUUUACAAGUAGAUGUGAAUAAUGUAUUAUAACCUAAAGAACUGAAAAGUGUGUGUACACAGUUUAUUUUUUCUUCUUAGGUAUCUUAAGUAUGGUUGAAAACCAUAUACUGGAGUCUAAAUUAUUUCAGACGUGAUGUCUGAAAAAUAGGAAUUUACUGGUAAUUUAAUUUUUUUCACAUAUUCUCACUACACUGUAAUUUGAGCUAGUUUGGUUAAAGUGAAUGCCAUCAACAUUUCCAUUGAGAAUUAAAAACCACCAGUGUAUAACAUGCAGGCUUCCAAAGGCUUACAAAAAUCAAGACCAUUAUAUCUAGUUAAUUUGCUGCUAACGUCAGACUCGUUUUGUUCUUUUUUUCUUGCCAGAUAAUUUUCUGCACAUCUUAAACUUGGUCUUAAAUGGCCUAAUAAGUUUUGAGUAGCUGUUAGUACAGAAAGAAAUGUUUGUGAAUGGAAACAAAUACUCCGUCCAGACUAGUGUAAGGACAGUACCUAAAACAAGCAAAGAAGAUAAUAGAGGAAAAUGUUUUAACCUUUUAAAGCUAUUAUUGAUUUUCCUAUAGAAUUAGAUAACUAUAGGAGGCCUAAUAAUUAAGUUGCUUAUCAGUUGCUGUUAGUUUUAGAGCAAAUCCACUUUUAUAACCAUAAUCUUGCUAUUUUAACGUCUUUCAAGAAAACUUCCUUCUUGAAAGAAAGUAAGAAUGCAGGUAACCACUAUGACAAAUUCACAUUGGUUAAUGGCUUUAAAAGUUGGUAAAGUGAAGACAGGCAAGGACAAAACAGUUUCUUUGGUGUUAAUACCCUUUGGUUCUUAAAUUAGCUAUUUUGAGACUACUUUACCAUAACAUCAAAAUAAUCACUCAUAAUCCUACCACAUGGAGACAGCCAUUAAUACGUAAGUGACUAUACAAUCAUGUAUUUUCUGUAAACUCAUAUAUAUAUAUUUUUUUCUUUAAAAAAAUGAAAUUUGUACAGUAAAUACUCUCAAAACCUUUAAGCUUUGUAUUUCCAUCAUGGAUUGAUAGAAUAUUCAAUUACAUCAGAAAAUGAACUGAUUCAGUUCUAAAGCUACAUGUGCAGUUUAUGUAUGUUACUCAGAGCCCUUUUCCAAUUCAGUGGGUUAAUGAUGAAUGUUUAAGUAUUGUAGCAUCAGGAUGGUGUAUGUCUAAGUAAAUACAACAGUUAUAUUUAUGUACCAUAGACGAUAUAGAUACUUAUCUUCAAAAGCCAUUGUAAACAUUUGCAUUUUGGAAUUGUAUGUUAAAUAGUUAACAUAAUGUGUGAAACACUAUAUUAGUCAACUUCAUCAUCACGUAUUUCCUUUACAGGUUGGUAAAGAAGGAUGAUGAGCUUUUCAGUUUUUGUAGUUUCCAAACAGUUGCUCAAUUUAUAGUGAAUUGGUUUUAACACCUGCAAAAAAAGAAGCUAUUACUGGUUUAUCCACUUGUUUUCUUUAAAUCUGUGUUGCUCAUGUGAAUUCCAUCACUUCAAAAACAGUAUUUCACAAAUGGUUCACCUUUAGCUCUGGAACUUACUCUGUUUAGGUAAUUGGAGUGCUUAUAACACAACAUGCAACUCUUUUUUGACAAUUACUUGAGAAUGGAUGAAAAAAAUUUAGCUGGAGAGCAGUAUGUAACUUACAAACCAAUGUGUUGAUAUUUUAAGAACAUUUUUACUUAUAUGAGUAAAGUCAACUGCCAUCUUUGAGCAUUACCACAGUUUAAAAUAAAACUGCAUAUUUUUAAAGUCUU